Plutella xylostella (diamondback moth) is the source of this 3987-nucleotide messenger RNA. It is a transcript of the gene IleRS, whose product is annotated as Isoleucyl-tRNA synthetase. Lineage: Eukaryota; Metazoa; Arthropoda; Insecta; Lepidoptera; Plutellidae. The record is from RefSeq and is a predicted model, not a curated record. Gene Ontology annotation, molecular function: isoleucine-tRNA ligase activity; ATP binding; tRNA binding. Gene Ontology annotation, biological process: isoleucyl-tRNA aminoacylation.
UGACUGACAGUUCUUCCUAUAUUGUGUGAUGGCGUGGACGAAAUUUUAAAUCUCUUGGACAGAAACUAUUUCAUCAUGUCGUUUAAAGUGGAUAGAGUGCCAGAAAACAUUGACUUCCCUAAGGAAGAAGAAAAUAUACUAAAGUUCUGGCAAGAUAUCGAUGCCUUUCAGUCGUCGCUGAAGCAAUCGAAAGGUAAACCUCGGUAUUCGUUUUACGAUGGUCCACCAUUCGCCACCGGGCUGCCGCAUUACGGUCAUAUUCUCGCCGGCACCAUCAAAGACGUCGUCACGCGCUACGCUCAUCAGCAGGGCUACCAUGUGGAGCGUCGCUUUGGAUGGGACACCCACGGCCUACCGGUGGAGUUUGAAAUAGACAAGCUGUUAGGAAUCAAGGGCCCCGAUGAUGUCGCCAAAAUGGGCAUUGACAAGUACAAUGCAGAGUGUCGCAAAAUUGUCAUGAGAUACUCUAAUGACUGGGAAAGGAUUAUUACAAGAAUGGGCAGAUGGAUAGACUUCAAGAAUGACUACAAGACGCUGUACCCGUGGUUCAUGGAGUCCAUCUGGUGGGUGUUCAAGGAGAUCUACAACAAGGGUCUAGUGUACCAGGGGGUCAAGGUCAUGCCAUACUCCACCGCCUGCUCCACACCUCUCUCCAACUUCGAGUCCGGACAGAAUUACAAAGACGUUGUCGACCCGGCCGUAGUUGUCUCAUUCCCCACCAAAGAAGGAUAUUCUCUUCUCGCCUGGACCACUACCCCGUGGACACUGCCGAGUAACUUGGCACUUUGUGUCAACCCUAACCUAGUUUACCUGAAGAUUAAAGAGAAAUCCACAGGCACUUGCUAUGUCCUACAAGAGUCAAGGUUGCCAGUCAUAUUCAAGAAUGUUGAGGACUUUGAAAUCUUAGAGAAAUUCCCUGGGUCGAAGCUGAAAGGAGUGAAAUAUGAGCCUCUGUUUGACUACUUUGUUGGAAAGUGUCCAAACGCCUACCAAGUACUGAAUGAUGGGUAUGUCACUGACGACUCUGGUACGGGUAUUGUCCACCAAGCCCCAUACUUUGGUGAAGAUGAUUACCGAGUCUGUGUGGCCGCUGGAGUGGUGACCAGGGAUCAGGAUAUCAUCUGCCCUGUGGAUGCCAGUGGCAGGUUUAUGGAGCCUGUUAAAGACUUCCUCGGACAACACGUCAAAGAUGCUGACAAGAACAUCAUUGCACUCCUAAAGUCAAGAAACAGACUGAUCCAGAGUGGGCAGAUUAAACAUAGCUACCCAUUCUGCUGGCGAUCAGAAACACCCCUGAUAUACAAAGCGGUGCCGUCAUGGUUCAUCCGAGUGGAACAAAUGAGCCAGGAUCUACUGAAGUCCAGUGGGGAAACUUACUGGGUCCCUGACUUCGUCAAAGACAAGAGGUUUGGCAACUGGCUGAAGGAGGCGCGCGACUGGGCCGUCAGUAGGAACCGGUACUGGGGCACUCCCAUCCCGCUGUGGAUGUCCAGCGACAAACAAGAAGUGGUGUGUAUCGGCAGCAUUGCAGAACUAGAGGCAUUGACUGGCACCAAAGUGACCGAUUUGCACAGAGAAAGCAUUGACCACCUCGAGAUUCCCUCCUCAAGGCCUGGACAACCUCCACUAAAGAGGGUGUCUGAAGUGUUUGACUGCUGGUUCGAGUCAGGAUCCAUGCCCUACGCACAGUGCCACUACCCCUUCGAAAACAAGAAGGAGUUUGAAGAGAAAUUCCCAGCUGAUUUCAUUGCUGAGGGCAUUGAUCAGACUAGAGGCUGGUUCUACACGCUCAUUGUGAUAUCAACAGCUUUGUUCAACAAACCGCCCUUCAAGAACUUGAUAGCAAACGGCUUGGUGCUGGCGUCGGAUGGGCAGAAAAUGUCCAAGAGGAAGAAGAACUACCCAGAUCCUCUAGAAGUGGUUCACAAGUACGGGGCUGAUGCCUUGAGGCUGUACUUAGUUAACUCGCCGGUCGUCAGAGCCGAGAACCUGAGGUUCAAGGAGGAAGGAGUGAGGGACAUCAUUAAGGAUGUAUUCCUCCCGUGGUACAACGCGUUCAGGUUCCUGAUGCAAAACGUGGAGAGAACCGUGCAAGAGGAUAAGGUGGACUACAGAUUCAACGAAAAAGCAGUUCGGGAGAAUGUGAUGGACAGGUGGAUAACAUCCUUCACGCAAUCUCUGAUUCAAUUUGUGAAGAAGGAGAUGGCCGCAUACCGGCUCUACACUGUCGUACCUAGACUCACUAAAUUCAUUGACCACCUCACCAACUGGUAUGUCAGAAUGAACCGGAAGAGGUUGAAGGGUGAGAAUGGUGUGAAAGACUGCCAGGUUGCAUUAGACACGCUGUUCGGAGUUCUCUUCGACAUGGCGCGGGUUAUGGCACCAUUCACACCGUUCUUAACUGAGCUGAUGUACAAGACCCUGCGGCAGUUACUACCGGGGAAGUCUCUAGAAAGUGUGCACUUCAACAUGACUCCGGAGCCGAAGUUGGAACUGGUGGACACGGGGAUAGAGCGAGCCGUGCAGCGCAUGCAGGCCGUCAUCGAGCUGGGCCGCGUGCUGCGCGACCGCAAGACCAUCCCCAUCAAGUACCCCCUACCCGAGAUGAUCAUCAUCCACCGAGACCAGACGUAUUUAGACGACGUAUCGUCAUUAGAAAAGUAUGUUUUGGAAGAAAUGAACGUAAGGAAACUACAGCUGACGAGUGAUAAGGAGAAGUACGGGAUUACUUUGAGAGCUGAGCCGGAUCAUAAGAUUUUAGGCGCGCGACUGAAGGGAGACUUCAAGGCUGUGACGCAAGGACUGAAGGACCUGAACAACGCGCAGUGCGAGAAGCUGAUAGCUGAUGGAUUUGUCGAACUGGUGGGUCAAAAGAUUGACGUGUCAGAAGUAAGGAUCAUCUUCCAAGCGCAGGGUACAGACCAGUACGAAGCGCACAGCGACAACGAUGUCUUAGUUCUACUGAACGUGUCUCCAGACCAGGACAUGCUGGACGAGGGCUUCGCCAGGGAGAUCAUCAACAGGGUGCAGAAGCUCCGCAAGAAGGCCCACCUGGUGCCCACAGAUGAGGUGAACGUGUACUACUCCGUGGCCAAGACCAGCGACAUCGGCCGCAUCAUCCAGUCUCACCGCGAGUUUAUAGAGUCCACCGUCAAAGCGCCCAUGAUCCCUGGCGAUCAGCUGACGCCUUCCAAAGCCGUUGUCAUCGAGGAGACGCAGGAAUUGAAGGGAUCGCAGCUGAAAAUAGUGAUCACUUGGAGGAAGGAAGUCGAGUUGCCGUCAAACGCGUGGGCCAACAUAGUCCUGCAAGGACUAACGCCCAGGUAUGGCGUGACUACUACAAAAGCUAGUAUCCUCUUGAAAGACAACACCGGUAAGUUUAUAACGUUAGAUAGGCUUCACAAAGAAAUUGAAAACCUGUUCGGUAUUUACGGAAUGAAAUACUCUGUCUGGUGCAAUGGCGCUGAAGUGAAAAGCGUAAGCGAUCUCAAUGCGAAGACCAUUGUAGUGGCUCAGACGAAACCUAAAGAUCCUGAGUCCGCCUCGACUCCAUUCUGCAAAUUUGUGAACAUCGCUAAUGGCGCUAAGUCCGCCACACUCUUCUUAGAGAAUCCGAUUGGGAAGAAAUCGUUAACAGUUGACCAAGCCGUUAAAUUACUAGCUGAUUGCUUAGGUAUGAACGAGAAAGACAUUGAUAAGAAACUGUUGAAAAAGUAAAGACUGGUACAAACAACACCUUAGAUUCUGUUCGCUAUUCUUACAAAGAAUGAAAUGUUUGUUGUAUUGUUGCAUUUGUUGUGGUGUGGCCAAGCCGACUUUAACUUUUUAAUCUUGUUUUAUAUUUCUUUGUAGGUGCUAAGUAAUUAAUAAUUUAUUGUACAGUAGUAACUCUUUUUAUAAUCCCCGAACAUGCCCUCCCUACUACAGUAUUUUUGAAUUUACUGUGUGUGUGCAACAUAACUUAUUACAAUAAAUGUUGAAAACUGC